AUGUCAUCCCCGGCCGCCGUCAUCGGCUCGACGGGCCUCGUCGGCUCCCACAUCCUGUCGACCCUGCUGGCCAGCGCCGAGGCGUACCAGCCCGUCUACACCAUCACGCGCCGCGCGCCCAAGGCUGCUGCGGCGGCGGACCAGCAGCAGCAGCUGCAGACCAUUGUCGACGCCGACACAAGCAAGUGGGCAGCAGCGCUGUCGGGCCUCGCGCCCGUGCCCGCGGCCGUCUUCUCGGCGCUCGGGACCACGCGCGCCGCGGCGGGCAGCAUCCAGAACCAGUGGAAGAUUGACCACGACCUCAACGUGGAGCUGGCGCGGGCGGCCAAGGAGGCGGGCGUGGCCACCUUUGUCUUUGUGUCGAGCGGCGGCACGCGCGGCAUGCUCUCGGGCAUGGCGCCGUACAGCAAGAUGAAGAACGGCGUCGAGGACGUGGUGCGCGACCUCGGCUUCGACCACGCCGUCAUCCUCAAGCCCGGCGUCAUCCUCGGCCAGCGCGAGCAGAGCAGGUUCGCCGAGGGCCUCGCCCAAACCGUCGCCCGCGGCCUCGGCAGGCUCGGCGCCGGCGUCCAGGACAUGGUCGGCCAGGACGCGGACGUCAUUGCCCGCGCCGCCGUCAGGGCCGCCCAGCUCGCCGCUCAGGGCAAGGCCCCGGCCAAGUACUGGGUCGUCGAGGCCAGCGACAUUGUCAGGCUCGGCCGCACCGAGUGGCCUGCCGCCCCGGAGACGUCGGCGACGUGA
This is a messenger RNA of Hirsutella rhossiliensis, 741 nucleotides long. RefSeq names its product NAD(P)H-binding domain-containing protein. Gene Ontology annotation, biological process: import into nucleus. The transcript has a single exon. NCBI's taxonomy places the organism in Eukaryota, Fungi, Ascomycota, Sordariomycetes, Hypocreales, Ophiocordycipitaceae. Gene Ontology annotation, cellular component: cytoplasm. The record is from RefSeq and is a predicted model, not a curated record. Bases 1 to 741 code for a protein of 246 amino acids.